Messenger RNA from Heterobasidion irregulare TC 32-1, 708 nucleotides. Its product is annotated as mitochondrial import inner membrane translocase. Gene Ontology annotation, cellular component: mitochondrial inner membrane; TIM23 mitochondrial import inner membrane translocase complex. The record is from RefSeq and is a predicted model, not a curated record. Gene Ontology annotation, molecular function: transmembrane protein transporter activity. The transcript has 4 exons. Gene Ontology annotation, biological process: protein import into mitochondrial matrix. Bases 1 to 645 code for a protein of 214 amino acids. NCBI's taxonomy places the organism in Eukaryota, Fungi, Basidiomycota, Agaricomycetes, Russulales, Bondarzewiaceae.
AUGUCAUCUCCAGGAUCAAACAGUCAACCGUCUUCCUCUCAGGAUCCCACCGAAUACCUCCGCAAUGCGUCAUUCUCUCGUUCCGAAAGCUCAGCCCCUCUCCCCGAGUCUAUGUCCGCGUCUGAUGUCCUCAUGGGUGCAUAUGACCCGGCAAAGUUGCACCCGCUGGCUGGUCUGGGAGAUCAGCUUGACUAUCUUAUGUUAGACGACGAUAAGACCAACGACUUGCCCGGUUCAGGAACCGCAAUACCAUCAAGAGGAUGGAGCGAUGAUCUGUGCUACGGCACAGGGACUAUGUAUCUCGGAGGUCUGGCCCUCGGAGGUGCAUGGGGAGUGCGUGAGGGUGCACGCCGCCCGUUGGCGGUUUCUAAUACGAGGCUGCGAAUCAACAGCGUUCUUAACGCCGUCACACGAAGAGGGACAUUCUUGGGCAAUUCAGCCGGCGUGUUAGCAUUGGCAUAUAACGGGAUUAACUCCACCAUCGAUGGUGUGCGGGGAAAACAUGACACAUUAGGAAGCAUGGCAGCGGGUGCCCUGACGGGUGCGCUCUACAAAUCCUCCGCUGGUGUAAAGCCUGCCUUGGCCGCCGCCACUUUGGUAUCUGGAUUGGCGGGCGCAUGGAGUUACGCGAAGAGGCGCAUUUGAGUAAUAUACCCAUUGUAACCUCUAGAGCCUUCCCCCCUCAAUCGCGAUUCUUCCAGCUAUUUU